Solea senegalensis (Senegalese sole) is the source of this 1493-nucleotide messenger RNA. RefSeq names its product zinc finger protein 771-like. Gene Ontology annotation, molecular function: RNA polymerase II cis-regulatory region sequence-specific DNA binding; DNA-binding transcription factor activity, RNA polymerase II-specific. Gene Ontology annotation, biological process: regulation of transcription by RNA polymerase II. Bases 60 to 1283 code for a protein of 407 amino acids. The record is from RefSeq and is a predicted model, not a curated record. NCBI's taxonomy places the organism in Eukaryota, Metazoa, Chordata, Actinopteri, Pleuronectiformes, Soleidae. The transcript has 2 exons.
UGGUUUGUUGUUGUCAGGUUCUGUUUCCGGUCUCGCCGCAGCUGUUUUCAUUGGCAAAAAUGACCAAAGUGCAGCUGUUGAGCGGUUACCUGACGGAGCGGCUGAGCGCGGUGGUGAAGGAGAUCCUGGAGGUGGUGGAGGACACGGUGACCGAGUACCGGGAGGAGGCCGCCCGGACCCGGCGGGAGAACGACAGUCUGCGGAGGCAGCUGCGGGACAUCCUGCUGCUGGAGACCGACACCGAGUGGCUGAGGUCGACCAGGUCUGGUCUGGGUUUGGCGGCUCCUCAGCAGCAGUGCACUGAUCCAGAGCUGAGGCUGCACUCUGAGGAGGCGGAGCUUACUCUGAAGCAGUCCCAGCUGCCGCCAGUCAACUCAGCCAAACAGAACCAUGAGCGAGCGGUGACUGUCCAGUUACUGUCAGACGAGAAUGGGACGUCCCCCAGGACCUUCCUCCUUCCCGGGGAGGAGGAGCCCGGUGAAGCCCGGGAGCCGGUACUGAAGCCCAACCCACAACAGGAGCUCAUCAACAAAGCGUCACCUCUGCCUCUUCAGUCGUCCCUGACUCCGCCCUCCUCCUCAGGCGCCACAAACCCCGCUGAGGUUCUGGUUCUCAAGGCGGAGCCAGGAGCAUCUGCCACGAUCAAAGCUGAACCCGACGAACACAAAGUAACGGAAGCUGAAGGUCACGCAGACUCUGUGACGUCACGCGCUCGCGGCACGCCAUACAAACCCAACGUGGCCGCAGUGCGGCCGCCCGCGCACACCGACCGCCGCGAAGCUCAUCGAAGCAGGAAGUCCUCUCAAGAGAAGCCGGCGGUGGCCGACGACGCAGAGUCUGGCCACGCCUCCGAGCUCGUCCACCGCUGCCCCCGCUGCGGCGAGGCGUUCGGUCAGGCCGGCGGGCUCCGCCUCCACCUGGAGCAGAAACGGAAGACCUACGCAUGCGACUGGUGCUGCAAGUCCUUCGCGCAGUCGGCAGACCUGCGGCGCCACCUGCGCACGCACACGGGCGAGCGGCCGCACUGCUGCACCUUCUGCUCCAAGAGCUUCAGCCAGCGAGGGAACCUGCGGCGGCACCUGAGGAUCCACACGGGCGAGCGGCCGUACAGCUGCCCGUUCUGCUGCCGCAGCUUCAGCGACGGCGACACCAUGAAGAAACACCAGCGCACGCAUUCAGGAGAGAAGCCGUACCGCUGCGCGCGCUGCGCCGGGUCCUUCAGCACCGCCGCCGGCCUGCAGGUCCACUUAAAGAAGGACAUGUGUUUCGUGGCCAGCGGCUGAGCCCACCACGUUCAAACUAAUCUUCAUGAUGAGAAACUCUGGGGCGGGGCCCGCGUACGAGUCGCGUUGGAUUUUUACAAACACAGGUCACAUGACAAACCCCAGUGUUUAUUUAUUCAUAUUUAAGUCUUUGGAGGCACCGACACUUUAACUUCAGAUCGACGUCAGUGACACAAAGCGACCACACGAGGCAGCAGAGGGCCAGUAUGU